AUGAAGCUCUCCAUUCCCUCCAUCGUCCUGGUCCUCUCGGCCAUCGUCUCCGCCGCUCCGGCCGAGAUCCAGCCCCGCGCCGCUGCCACCUGCGGUAGCAACUCGUACACGGCCGCCCAGGUGAACGAGGCUUCCGUGGCUGCAUGCAACCACUUCAAGGCUGGCACCACGGCCGGUAGCUCGACCUACCCUCACCGUUACAACAACUACGAGGGCUUCAGCUUUGGUGGCGCCAGCGGGCCGUUCCAGGAGUUUCCCAUCCUGACCAGCGGUGUCUACACUGGAGGCUCCCCUGGUGCUGACCGCGUCAUCAUCACCGAGAGCGGUUGCAAGCAGGCUGGUACCAUUACCCACACUGGUGCUAGCGGUAACAACUUU
Geosmithia morbida is the source of this 378-nucleotide messenger RNA. RefSeq names its product guanyl-specific ribonuclease. The record is from RefSeq and is a predicted model, not a curated record. The annotation marks the transcript as partial. NCBI's taxonomy places the organism in Eukaryota, Fungi, Ascomycota, Sordariomycetes, Hypocreales, Bionectriaceae. Gene Ontology annotation, molecular function: RNA binding; RNA nuclease activity. The transcript is spliced from 2 exons.